AUGACGGACAGUGGUAAUCGUUCGGCGUUGCUGCCACCGGGAUCAACUGGGGACGAGGACCUGGAGAAAUGGAUCACUCUCGUGGAAUGGAUGACCAGUAAUGGCGGCUACCUGCACGAAAGUGUUCAGAUCGCCAAAGACGAACAACGAGGUGUCCAUUUCAAUGUCAAGAAAGACUGGAAAGAUGGUGUCGCAAAGGACACGCAUAUCAUCAAGAUCCCAGUAGCUGCAACCAUGUCAUACCUCAACGUGGUCGAGCAUCCUCUUCCCACCGACAAGCAAGGCAAUGGGACGGCCACUUUCUCUGUUCAUGGUGUGCAGCUUCCGCGCGAUUUCGUCGAUGCUGUUGGGCCCCAUGAGUCUUCUAUUUUCUUCUUGAUUGGUCAGUAUCUGAGGGGCUCAGAAGGGUUCUGGUUCCCGUAUAUUCGAACGCUUCCUCAGCCACUCUCCCUGACUACGCCGUUGUAUUAUGAGGGGGAUGAUCUGCGGUGGUUGGACGGGACGAGCCUGGCGCCGGCUAGAGAGCAGAGAAUGGGGGUAUGGAAGGAGAAGUACGAGAAUGGGAUUGCUGAGCUUCGGAAGGCGGGCUUCCAGGAUGUUGUUCGGUACACAUGGGACCUCUAUCUCUGGUCUUCGUCCAUUCUCGUGUCGCGGGCGUUUUCAGCCAAGGUGCUUGCCGAGGCAGUUACUGAUGUGGAGCUGCCUGAAGAUGGUGUGUCAGUGCUCCUGCCCUGCAUUGACUUGAUGAACCAUCGGCCUCUUGCAAAGGUAGAAUGGCGUGCUGGGAAGCAAGAUGUAGCCUUUGUUGUGCUGGAAGACGUUGCCUCUGGGCAGGAAAUCUCGAAUAAUUACGGGCCUCGCAAUAACGAACAGUUGAUGAUGAACUAUGGCUUUUGCCUUCCAGACAAUCCAUGCGACUAUCGGAUCGUCAGCUUGCGAGAACCUCCAGGUAGCCCUCUCGACCAAGCCAGAUCCUAUCAGCAACAAAUGUAUCCCGAGCGACCCAGGGCCACAGAGAAUCAUUACUACGUGUUCAAUAUCUUCUAUCCUCUUCUCGCACCAGACACUGCCAUGGAACAUUCGAUCUUCUCGCCAGCCCUUUUCAAUGCCGUUUCCGUACUUGGCGCGAAUAACAGGGAGCUAGAGACCCUUGAAAUCACCGAGCAGGACAUCCGAAUCUCAGAUGCAUAUGGCAACUCGCGGACGAUUCUAGCCGCUCUCAGUCAGAUAAUCAUUGAAUUAAUCACACACAUUGUGAAGUUGAGGUCUUCAUCGGAAGGCCUGGGAAAUCCCGAAAACAUCAAACAGACACAUGCGAAGAUCUACCGUGACAGUCAGAUCCGCUUGUCCGAGACAGCUCUCGUUAUUGCUGCCUGGACGCUCAACCGCGCACGGCAACAUGAUUACGAUGGAAGCUGGGAAGCUACCAAGCGUUUGCUUAGCGCUCAUAUGGCUCGUUUACCUGCGAAGAAUUUCUCCGACGAGGUCAAGUCCCGUAUACAAGUCAGAAUUCUUGAACGGAAAUCGCUCCUUGCGAACAACGGCGAACUUUUUACCUUGAAAGAACUGUCCAGCGUCCUUCCUGCUGAGAUACAACGGCCUUGCAAAGUGUUCUUCCAAGAGGUCUUGAGAAACUCUGAAGAGACAAUACCAGUGCUAGAAGGAAGCGACGAGGAUUCGCCUUUUGCCUUCCCAAUGUUCUUGUGUUUCGUGGUUGCCACUCACAAGAACACAUCGGCUGAUAAAUCACAACUUUCCGCAAGACUGUCUAAAUGGGCUAGCUUUCUGCUUGAGAAGUAUCCACCGCCCCCAGAAGAUGUGGCAUGGAUGCUGGAGGAUGAAGAAGAUGAAAAGAUGGUCAGCUUGUUCGACGACAUGCUCGACCAGAUGAGAGAUCAGAAUCCAGACAUCUUCUCGAAUCUAGCUUCGUUCACCGGAGACUGGAAAACGGACAACUGGUGGCUCUCUCCGAACUGGUUGCGAUGGGCCUGGAUGGCUACAGAGGAGGAAUGUGUGCAGGCGCCUGAAGAUCCCUUGGCCUUGUUACGACUAGGAGGACCAGGUCAAGGCUCGGUGAUGCUGUCUACAGUGACGUAUCUGUAUAUUCCGCAGUAG
Molecule: messenger RNA, 2115 nt
Organism: Aspergillus lentulus
Lineage: Eukaryota; Fungi; Ascomycota; Eurotiomycetes; Eurotiales; Aspergillaceae
Product: SET domain protein
Biological process (GO): peptidyl-lysine monomethylation
Molecular function (GO): protein binding; protein-lysine N-methyltransferase activity
Source: RefSeq, a predicted model, not a curated record